AUGGAGGCUCCUGAUGCAUCAGUCCCGCGUACAGCAGGCGACACUCGUCCAAACCCACGCGGAACGGCGGCAUACCCUCGCAAAAGAGCCGUCACGGCAUGCCAGGUUUGCCGUGCGCGACGCACCAAAUGCGACAAUCGGAAGCCCUCCUGCUCCUUCUGCCUCAAAGUUGGCGCUCAGUGCAUCCAAUCCACCGUUGACCUAUCCAGCUUCGAUCCGGCGAGUAUCAAAAUCCUCGAGCAGCUUAGUGAGCUCAAGGGUACGGUGGAGAAGUGUCAGUCUGCUAUUGAGACCCUGGGGAGCGUCGUGGCGCCUGCUGGGGCCUCGACAACCGUCGAUUUCAACUACUCUCCCGCUCAGACGCUUUCUGACAUAGAUCGGGCCCGACUAUUACCUCUGCCUAUCGAGGCCCUUUGCCAGUCGCCGAUUUUGGACCUACCCCCGGUUACCCCUGAGUGGGAGGGCCUCUCCUCUACCUCAGCUGCGACAGACACAGGGGCGACCUUGUCACUGGAUAACUUGGAGCCGCAACUCACUCGUCCACUCCUCGAUCGGUUUUUCCAAUACGUCCACGUCAAAAACCCGGUUCUCGAUGAACCACGCACGCGCCGACUAGUCGCUCAUUUCUGUGCUGAGGGGCUAGACUGGUCCCCAGAAUCAUGUCUUGCGCUUCUUGUUCUCGCCCUCGGAGCAACAGCGACUCCUUUUGAGCCCCCCGGUCAGGUCCAGAACGAGUCGACAUCUAUCUCCAGUGCCCGCGCCUUUUACAAGGCCGCACAGAAGCGACUAGCUCUGACAGUGGAUGGCCCUGAUCGGAUACUCGAAGCGCAAUGCCAUUUCCUGUCGGGGGUAUAUGCAGCUACCCUCUUCCAGCCCGACGCCGCCUGGAAAUUCUUCCUCCAUGCCUUAGCAUGCUGCCAAACCUUCCGGUUCCAGUCAUCCCACUCCUCGCCCGACGCUCAGAUCUUCGACCCAGUCCGCCACGAACGAACCCGCGGCCAGCGAUCUCUCACCUGGGAGGAAAGUAUUUACUGGUCCUCCUGGAAAUCUGAACGCGAACUCCGCAGCGGGAUGACGACUCCCGAUUUCGCCCUUUCGCACACAGAACUGGUCACAUACCCCCAAUUCUUCCCGACGCCUCCCGUCAACGAGAAUGCUGAAUCCCCCCACUCCAGCGGAAGCCAACACGACCGCGGACAGCACUCCUGCAUUUUCUCGACGGAUUAG
Molecule: messenger RNA, 1227 nt
Organism: Aspergillus terreus NIH2624
Lineage: Eukaryota; Fungi; Ascomycota; Eurotiomycetes; Eurotiales; Aspergillaceae
Product: Zn(II)2Cys6 transcription factor
Exons: 2
Coding region: 1-1227 (408 amino acids)
Biological process (GO): DNA-templated transcription; regulation of DNA-templated transcription
Molecular function (GO): DNA binding; DNA-binding transcription factor activity, RNA polymerase II-specific; zinc ion binding
Source: RefSeq, a predicted model, not a curated record